AUGGCGCUCUUUAGGCGGAAAAUAAAUCAGCGGUUGCUGACAUUAUUGUCGGUUUUCUUGUUUCCAGCUGUUUUGUGUUUUAGUGAGCUGUCUUUUGUGACUGAACCCAGUGACAAGACAGUAUUUCAGAAUGAUCAUGUAAGGAUAGACUGCAUCGUCCAAGGAGAGCAACCUGUGGAUGUAAGAUGGCAGAAGAACGGGAAAAAACUUCUAGAGAGCGAUCGGAUUCAUUUCUUACCCAAUGGAUCGCUGUAUCUUUCAUUUGUAAGAAGAGAGGGAGAACAGUCAGAUGAAGGCUUCUAUCAGUGCCUUGCUCGCAACAAGUAUGGAGCAAUUCUAAGCCAAAGAGCUCAACUAACAAUCUCAGGUAUAGUAUCUUUUGUGACCCAGCCCUCUCCUGUGGUGGUGAAUACAGGCUCUGUUGCUAGGUUUGCAUGCAGUGUCCGUGCCAACCCAGCAGCCAUUAUCACAUGGGAGCUCAACCAAAGACUUUUGCCUUUACAGAAAGAAAGAAUCACAGUGUUGCCAAAUGGAGUGUUGCAGAUUCAUGAGGUAAAACCAGAGGAUGCUGGGUCUUAUCGCUGUGUGGCCACCAACAUUGCCAGUCAAGUGAAAAGCAGAGAAGCCAUGCUUACAGUUAAUCCAGUGUAUGGACAUAGGCAACUUAUGAAGCCUCAAAUCAUAGCAGGUCCGCAGAACAUCAGUGCUGGUCUUCACCAGACUGUUGUGUUGGAGUGUGUCGCAGAGGGGAACCCUCGGCCUCUGGUGUCCUGGAGCAGGGCCGACUCCAAGCCUAUAGACGUGUUUGGUGCCAAAAUAAUGGGCAAUGGAAACCUUAUUAUCUCAAAGGCAAACACCCAGCACACCGGAGUUUACUUGUGCAGAGCAACAACACCACGCACACGGAACUUUACACUUGCUGCUGCAAACCUCACUGUUCUGGUACCCCCAUCUUUUGUGGAAAAGCCAGAGAGUCAGACGCGACCUAGAGCUGGCACAGCUCGCUUUAGCUGCCAGGCUGAGGGUGUGCCAUCUCCUCGCAUCUCGUGGCUGAAGAAUGGAGAAGUCAUACACUCCAAUGGCAGGAUCAAGAUGUACAAUAGUAAACUGGUAAUAACCCAGAUCAUUCCUGAGGAUGAUGCCAUAUACCAGUGCCAGGCUGAAAACUCACAGGGCUUGAUUCUGUCCAUGGCACGGCUGAUUGUUGUCAUGUCAGAGGAUCGACCCAGCGCUCCCCGAAAUGUCCAUGCUGAGACAAUAUCUAGUUCUGCCAUCUUACUGGCCUGGGAGAGGCCUCAGUACAAUGCAAAUAAAGUCAUUGCCUACUCAGUGCACUACAUGAAGGCAGAAGGUCUGAACAAUGAGGAGUACCAGGCAGUGAUUGGAAAUGACACAACUAGUCACAUUGUGGAUGAUCUUGAGCCAGCAUGCAACUACACAUUUUAUAUAGUGGCCUACAUGCCGAUGGGAGCCAGCCGCAUGUCCGAGCAAGCCACACAACACACACUGGAGGAUGUGCCUCUCCGUACCCCUGAACUGAGCCUUACUAGCAGAAGCCCUACUGACAUUCAGGUGUCCUGGCAGCCGCUUUCUGCCAAACUCAGUCGUGGCCGUGUCUCUGCCUAUCGGCUGUCCUUCCGUACAGCUGCAGAUGAACAGGUAAGCUCAGUAGAGCUGCCUGGAAUUGGGCAGAACUCCACCCAGCACUUACUUCAGGGCCUGGAGCCAGACACCAUCUACCUGCUGCGCAUUGCAGUGUCCACCGGGGCAGGCUGGAGCCAACCAUCUGCCUGGAGCUCCCACCGCACACCUAAAAACUCCAGAGUUAUGGUACCACCAGCCCCUAAUCUGGAAUUGGAGCCGUUUAACUGCACCGCCAUUACUGUACGCUGGCACCCUUUACCCAGUGAUGCUGUCAUUCAGGGUUACAAACUCUCCUGGCAACCUGAUGGCCAAGCACAGAACACAACCAUCCAGUUCCGUCCUCAGGACUACCAGCACACAAUUACAGCACUCGAACCAAGAAGAAAGUAUCAUGUAAAGAUUUUGGCCUUCAGCACUCAGGGUGAUGGCUACCAGGCACAUCAAAUUGUCAGCACAAAUGGCUGCCCUUCUACUCCAAACCGAAGGUUGGCCACUCUGCCUGCUCCAGACCAUGUCCAUGGUCAGACGAACAGCUCCUCAGCUGUAAGACUUAGCUGGGGUCGUCCUGCCUUCAGUUCGGGAAAACCAGUCAGCUAUUCUAUUCGUUAUGGCCCUGUAGCUCCAUACAACGCUUCUGCUGUACGCUACCUUCAAACGACUGAACAGACAGUGAUGGUGCAGGGACUAAUGUCGAACACACGCUAUGAGUUUACUGUGCGUUUACACAUGGAUCAGAUGUCCAGUCCCUGGAGUUCUCCCAUAUAUCUGAGAACUCUCUUAGAAGCUCCAUUAUUUCCGCCUCUGGCGGUGAGAGUGACUCUGAUAGAGGAUGACACAGCACUGGUGUCCUGGAGAGAGCCGGAACAACCAAAUCUGACUGUAACACACUAUACUAUCCACUAUGCCCUGCAGAGAGCAUGGCUUGCUGCAGAGUGGAAGGUCCUACAGAGAGAAGGCAGCAAUACAAUGGCUUUGUUGGAGAAACUGGAGUCUGGUAAUAUCUACCUGGUAAAGGUCUCGGCUUCAAACCAGGCAGGUGAUGGACCUUUCUCCAGCAUAGUGGAACUUUCUGUGCCAAGGCUUAAAAUGCACCCAGGCAAAAACCCUCGCCAGACCAAGACUAUAGAUGGUCUCUACCAUUUGGAUCAGAAAUCUAUGACUGGCAUUAUUAUUGGUGUGUCUAUAGCACUGGCAUGCAUCGUCAUCUGUUUCUUCAUCCUCAUCACUAAAAGCAAAACCAGGAAAUCUUUAUCUUCAAAGAUGAUUGAACGGGACAAUGCUGGGGUCAUUAAUAAUGGUAUACCACCAGUCAAUCAACAGCAGGUAGAGAAUGCUGAGGUUUGGCUGCCAAUGAUGGGCAACCACUUUAUAGAUACCAAGGGUGGGCCAGCGCCUACUCACAGCUCAAGUAAAAAGUGGACCAUUUUCAGCCGUGCAGAAAAGCACAUUUCAAAAAAACAGGUUACGGACCGAGCAUGUUUCUGUGAGGUGGGAAAGAUGGUGCUGCAGUGUGAGCAGGAGCAGCCAGUUGCCUCUCUUCAGCCCUCAUCCCUGCAGAUCUUCUAUCGACCACUGGGGGAGUCAGAAAGCUCUCAGACCAGUGAAUCCAGCACAGAAACAUCAGAUUCUGGAAACUACUCUAACGAUGAGGCAGAACAGCACAUUCCUAACAAUCAGCUAUCCAUUGUGUGUGAGGACAAUAGGUGUGACACUGCUGGAGUGUUUCAGAGUGAAAAAACAUCGAGCUGUGUUGUAAACAUCAGUCCACAUGCCUUGGCUUAA
Messenger RNA from Trichomycterus rosablanca, 3426 nucleotides. It is a transcript of the gene prtgb, whose product is annotated as protogenin homolog b (Gallus gallus). Gene Ontology annotation, molecular function: protein binding. Bases 1 to 3426 code for a protein of 1141 amino acids. NCBI's taxonomy places the organism in Eukaryota, Metazoa, Chordata, Actinopteri, Siluriformes, Trichomycteridae. Gene Ontology annotation, biological process: cell-cell adhesion. The transcript has 19 exons. The record is from RefSeq and is a predicted model, not a curated record.